Molecule: messenger RNA, 2196 nt
Organism: Zingiber officinale
Lineage: Eukaryota; Viridiplantae; Streptophyta; Magnoliopsida; Zingiberales; Zingiberaceae
Product: importin subunit alpha-1b-like
Exons: 10
Coding region: 230-1822 (530 amino acids)
Biological process (GO): NLS-bearing protein import into nucleus
Cellular component (GO): cytoplasm; nucleus
Molecular function (GO): nuclear import signal receptor activity; protein binding
Source: RefSeq, a predicted model, not a curated record
AACACUUGGGCGUGUCCCAGUUGGCCCGCGGCGGGUACACCAAUGUGUCGGCGGAUUUACUCGCAAAUUUAGGGUUCAUAGCCUCUGGUCGGCGUCUCUCGUCUCCGCCCCCAUUUCGAUCUCGUUCCCUCCUCCCUCCGAUUGCGCUUGAGUUUCACUGUGGUUUUGGAUUUGGCUUCGGCGUCGUUGCGCGAUCUCUUAGUUUUUGUUGGCGGUGGAAGUGAGCAGGAUGUCGCUGAGGCCGAGCGAGAGGGCGGAGGUUCGCCGUAACAAGUAUAAGGUGGCCGUCGACGCCGAAGAGGGGCGUAGACGGAGGGAGGACAACAUGGUGGAGAUCCGAAAAAACCGGCGGGAAGAGAGCCUGCUGAAGAAGCGACGGGAGGGGAUGCUGUCGCAGCCCCUCCCUCAGGCGGUCCACACGUCCGUGGUUGAGAAAAAGCUGGAAAGCCUUCCAGCGAUGGUGGCGGGCGUAUAUUCUGAUGAUAGUUCCAUGCAAUUAGAAGCAGUCACACAGUUUAGAAAAUUACUUUCUAUAGAAAGAAGCCCUCCGAUUGAGGAGGUGAUACAGUCUGGAGUAGUUCCUCGAUUCAUUGAGUUCCUUAUCCGGGAGGAUUAUCCUCAACUUCAGUUUGAAGCUGCUUGGGCUCUCACCAAUAUUGCAUCUGGAACUUCUGAAAACACUAGGGUUGUCAUUGAUCAUGGUGCAGUUCCAAUAUUUGUUAAACUGCUCAGUUCCCCAAGUGAUGAUGUCCGUGAGCAGGCGGUAUGGGCCUUGGGAAAUGUUGCCGGGGAUUCCCCAAAAUGCAGAGACCUUGUCCUUGCCAAUGGCGCAUUGUUUCCACUCCUUCAACAGCUGAAUGAGCAUGCCAAGCUCUCCAUGCUGAGGAAUGCUACAUGGACUCUUUCUAAUUUUUGCAGAGGGAAGCCUCAACCAGACUUUGAUCAGGUCAAACCUGCUCUUCCUGCCCUUGAGCGUCUAAUUCAUUCAAAUGAUGAGGAAGUACUCACAGAUGCAUGCUGGGCACUCUCUUACUUAUCUGAUGGGACAAAUGACAAAAUACAAGCUGUACUUGAGGCUGGUGUCUGCCCUCGGCUUGUAGAACUACUUAUUCAUCCUUCACCUUCUGUGCUCAUCCCUGCACUUCGCACUGUGGGUAACAUUGUGACAGGAGAUGAUAUGCAGACACAGUUUGUCAUCAAUAACCAAGCACUUCCAUGCCUCCUCAACCUCUUGACUCACAAUCACAAGAAAAGCAUCAAGAAGGAAGCUUGCUGGGCAAUAUCAAACAUCACAGCAGGAAACAAGGAACAAAUACAGGCGGUUAUAGCUGCUGGUAUCAUCAACCCGCUAGUGACUCUAAUGCAAACUGCAGAGUUUGAUAUCAAGAAAGAGGCAGCAUGGGCCAUCUCAAAUGCUACCUCUGGCGGUACACACGAUCAGAUAAAGUUCUUAGUUAGCCAGGGCUGCAUCAAGCCCUUGUGCGAUCUACUUAUCUGCCCAGAUCCAAGAAUCGUCACUGUCUGCUUGGAAGGGCUGGAGAAUAUCUUGAAGGUUGGGGAAGCGGAGAAGAACUUAGGUGCCACUGGCAGUGUCAAUCUGUACGCUCAGAUGAUCGAUGAAGCUGAGGGCUUGGAGAAGAUUGAGAACCUUCAGAGCCAUGAUAAUACUGAAAUCUACGAGAAAUCUGUGAAAAUUCUCGAGACGUACUGGUUGGAGGAGGAAGACGAUGCGAUGCCGGUAGCCGACGCAACUCAGACUGGAUUCCACUUCGGGAACAACGACCAGAAUGCGGCUCCUCCUGGCGGGUUCAACUUCAGCUAAACACUGGUAGGAUCAAUGCUUUUAAUGCUUGAGAACAAUAACCAUGACUGGAAGGAGCUACAUAUCCUACAUUGCAGGCGCCACGAUCCAAAGAUGUUUCCAGUCGAUGUCAUGUGUUCAGGUCAGUUUGGGUCAGUCCAGCCAAGCCAUAGAAGGUAUGCUGGUGCAGGUGAUUGCUACAAGUAGAAGAUGCCAUUUUUAUUUUUCUUUUUUAAAUUUGCCUCGUGUAGAGCAUGAGCUUUGCCUACUUUGUGUUGAAUUAGUUAUUGAUAGGGUCUCCGUUGAAAGGCAUGUCUUAAUAUUUGCGGUCUAUUUCAGUUGAGUUUUGUCAUACAACUCUUUAACUACAAGUGGGAUCUGUUUUAUAUCCUUGA